AUGGUGAAAUGGAAUAAUUAUUUCUUAAUCUCUGCUAGGCCAAAUGUGUGCACGGAGCAGCAGAAAAUUAUUGUAGCUGAGAAGCAACCGUGCGUACAGACCUUCACACGGAUGGUAAAAGUUUGGAAACAAGAUUGUGUAGGACAUCCCUGGUGCAUGGGUUAUGAAAGAAGGACUGCUUACUACACUGGUUACAGGCAGGUGUACAGACAGGACUAUCAGACAGUGUGCAAGUGUUGCCCUGGAUGGUCACAGCUCAGUGGAGAGGCUGGCUGUCUCUACCCUCUCUGCAGCUAUGGUGUGUGCUUUAAUGGAGGAGUUUGUAAGGAGGGUUCGUCCCAGCUCUGCGACUGCCCUGCUGGAUUUCAUGGACCUAGCUGCCAGUAUGAUGUAAAUGAGUGUGAGGAAACCAAUGGAGGAUGUGAGGGGCUCUGUUCUAACACCAUUGGUAGCUUUUACUGUAAGUGUACCAGUGGUCAGAGACUAAGGGAGGAUGGCAAGACUUGCCAAGAUAUUGACGAAUGUCAGGUCCAUAACGGAGGCUGCCAGCACAGAUGUGUGAACACCAGAGGAUCCUACUACUGUGAGUGCAACCCGGGCUUUCGGCUGCACAGCGAUGCACGUACCUGUAUAGCUGUCCAGUCCUGUGCCAUCAGUAACGGAGGCUGUGAACAGGAAUGCGUCCAAAUCUCCUCCGUCCAUUUCCAGUGCCGCUGCAGACCAAACUACCAGCUCGCUGCCGAUGGCAAACGCUGCAAGCUUAGGAACCCGUGUGCAGACAGAAAUGGAGGCUGCAUGCACAAAUGUCACAAUGACCGUGGUCGGGCCCAGUGUGAGUGCCACAGAGGGUUCAGACUGGCCCAGGACAGACGGAGCUGUGAAGACAUUGAUGAGUGUGAGACGGGCCAGGCUGCCUGUGCGCAUGGCUGCCAUAACAACCCUGGCUCUUUCUCCUGCAUCUGUAACCCUGGAUACGAACUGGGCUCCGAUGGCAGGAAAUGUUACCGUAUUGAAAUGGAGAUUGUUAACAGUUGUGAAACUGGAAAUGGAGGCUGCUCUCACCACUGUCAACAUGGCACUCUUGGGCCUGUUUGCAGCUGUAACACUGGAUACCAGCUUGAUGAUGACUUAAAGACUUGUUUGGAUGUGGAUGAAUGCGGAGAUGGAACUUCGUGCUGUGAGCAGGACUGCACUAAUUACCCUGGGGGAUACGAGUGCUAUUGCAGGGCAGGAUACAGACUCAAUUCAGAUGGAUGUGGUUGUGAUGAUGUGGAUGAGUGCGUCUCUGAUAACGGAGGCUGCGAUCAUACCUGCCAGAACACAGCCGGGUCCUAUCAGUGCUUCUGUCGAUUGGGGCAUCGCCUGGCUGAGGACAGACACCAGUGCAUACCUCUGGAGAGGACAGUGGAAGCAUUGUCCAGUCAUUUGGUGGUUGAAAGACCCCUGCCUCAGAUCACUCUGCUGCAGGACUACGCUCUGCCAUUAGAGCGCUAUGAUGACUAUGAGGAGGGUCUGGGAGAGCUACGGGCUGAGAGCACCCUCUCUGAGAAAUAUGUCUGUUUGAACAACACAUUUGGCCAUGACUGCAGCCUGUCGUGUGAUGACUGCUCCAACGGAGGAGAGUGUAAUGUUGAGCGGAAUGGUUGCGAUUGCCCAGACGGCUGGACGGACAUUAUCUGCAACCAGACCUGUCCGGAGGGCACAUUUGGCAGGAACUGCUCCUUCACCUGUAAGUGUAAGAAUGGAGGCACCUGUGAUCCGGUGACCGGGCACUGCCGCUGCCCGCCCGGAGUCAGUGGAGAAAUGUGUCAGGAUGGCUGUCCAAAAGGCUUUUAUGGGAAACACUGUAAUAAAAAAUGUAACUGUGCCAACAAUGGCCGCUGUCAUCGCACCUACGGAGCCUGUCUGUGUGACCCUGGACUCUACGGCAGGUUCUGCCACCUGCCGUGCCCUAAAUGGACGUAUGGACCAGGCUGUUCAGAGGAGUGUCCGUGUGUGCAAAGGAACUCUCAGGAGUGCCACCGUCGCUAUGGCACCUGUGUGUGUAAACCUGGGUACCAAGGCAAGACUUGCAACCAGGAAUGUGACAGUGGGUUCUAUGGUGUAGGAUGUAAGAGGAAAUGUCAGUGCCCAACUGGAAUUUCUUGCCAUCAUGUGACAGGGGACUGCCAGCACCACUGCCCAGCAGGUCUGCAUGGGCAGAACUGUGACCAAGAAUGUACAGAGGGCAGUUAUGGACCUGGAUGCUCUCUGUCUUGUGACUGCUCUGGAGCAGCGUGCGAUGCAGUAAACGGGCAGUGCCACUGUCCGGCCGGAAGAACUGGAGAGCGCUGUGAAAGAGAGUGUGUUAAUGGGACUUGGGGUUUGGCCUGUGCAGAGCAGUGUCCGGUCUGUGAGAACAGCGGAGUGUGUGAUAAAGUGAAUGGAACAUGCAUCUGCCUGCCAGGAUAUGAAGGAAGGCUCUGUGAAAAUGUCUGCCCAGUGGGACACUUUGGUCUGGGUUGUCAGCAUCGCUGUUUGUGUGAGAACAGUGGACUCUGUCACCACGUCACAGGCCGUUGUACUUGUAUGGAUGGCUGGACCGGGCACAACUGCAAGAAAGCCUGUGACCCUGGACAUUGGGGAGCAGACUGUGCCAACGCGUGUGACUGUAAAAACACAGAUGGGAGCUGUGACGCGGUGACUGGGCAGUGUAACUGUGAGGCAGGUUUUACUGGACCACGCUGCGAUCAAAAGUGCCCUGAAGGGUUCUUUGGUCCAGGCUGUCGUCACAGGUGCCAGUGUGAUAAUAGUGCAGCUUGUGAACAUGUCAGUGGUGCUUGUACAUGCCUGCCAGGCUGGACUGGGACAUACUGCGAAAAAUCCUGUCCUGAAGGUUUCCAUGGUCUGGACUGUCAGCAGAAAUGUAAUUGCUUACAUGGUGGGCGAUGUCACCACAUGACAGGAACCUGUCUUUGCCCCCCUGGCUGGAUUGGCCCCCAAUGCAACACCGCAUGCCAAGCAAACACAUUUGGACCAGGUUGCAAUCAAACCUGUAACUGCCACAACAAUGCCACCUGUGACCCGGUGAAUGGGAAGUGCGAAUGUGGGCCAGGCUGGACCGGACCCGGUUGUGAGGAAGCCUGUUCUGCUGGCUUCUAUGGGAUUGGCUGCCACCAGCACUGCCUAUGCCAGAACGGAGGGUCAUGUGAUCACAUCAGCGGACACUGCACGUGUCCCAGCGGGUGGACUGGGGUUGCAUGUGAACUGGAGUGUGCCCCAGGCUGGUAUGGUAUUGACUGUCAGCAGGAGUGUGUGUGUGAGAAUGGAGGAGUGUGUAACCGGCAGAGUGGAGAGUGCUCAUGUCCAGCAGGAUGGGUGGGCCAGCGCUGUGAGAAAGCCUGCGUGGCAGGAUUUUUUGGUCUUGGCUGUGAGGAGCAGUGUCAGUGUGAACACAACGCCCCCUGUGAUCAUGUCACAGGAGCCUGUUUAUGUCCACCGGGCUGGAGGGGACUGCGCUGUGAGAAAAUCUGUUUUCCUGGCUCAUAUGGGAAGGAUUGUUCACAGCGUUGUGUCUGCCCCCAUGGCACUUCUUGUAAUCACGUGACUGGGGAAUGUGGCUGUCCCCCGGGGUUUACGGGAAACGGCUGUGAACAGAUUUGCCAGCCUGGCACAUUUGGGCUGAACUGUAAUCAGGUGUGUCAGUGCUCAGCAGCUAAUCAGUUAUGCCACCCUGUUACUGGACUCUGCUACUGUGCUCCAGGUUACCAAGGCAACAACUGUGAUUUAGAGUGUGAGGAGGGCCAAUAUGGACCUAACUGUGAACGCCGGUGCCAGUGUCUAAAUAAUGGAGUCUGUCAGACCACCACUGGGACCUGUUUGUGUCCUCCAGGAUUUAUUGGGGCAAACUGCAAUAUCACAUGCCCAGCAGGGCAUUAUGGGCAGGAUUGUGCCCAAGUGGCACUGUGUGGAAAGGGUGCCAGGAACGACCCCAUCACGGGCAGAUGUGUGUGCAAGGCUGGGCAGCGAGGGGAGGACUGCGGCCAAGGCUGUCCUAAAGGCUGGUUUGGGGAGGCCUGUGCAUACCGUUGUAACUGCAGUAAUGGAGGAUUGUGUGACCCUGUGUCGGGAAACUGUACCUGUGGACUAGGAUGGACUGGAGGCAGCUGUGAUAUAGAAUGUCCCCAAGGAUGGUAUGGCGCUAACUGUCAACAGCAAUGUGAAUGUAAGAACAACGGCACAUGUGACAGAGUAACGGGGGAGUGCCAGUGUAGCCCUGGAUAUUAUGGACAUCUCUGUGAACAUGCUUGCCCUCCUGGUUUCCAUGGACACCACUGCCAGCUGUUUUGUGACUGUAGAGAAAAUGUGCCUUGUGACCCUCGUUCUGGCCAAUGCCAAUGCCCAGCAGGUUACCAAGGCAACCGUUGUGAGAGAGAAUGUGAAGAGGGAAAGUUUGGUCAUGGGUGUACUCAGACUUGUGACUGUGAUAGAAACACACCAUGUGAUCCAGUGAGUGGCAAAUGCCUGUGUGCACCGGGGAAGACAGGACUUCAUUGUGAUAUAGACUGUAGUCUGAAUCGCUAUGGUCCUGAUUGUUCAGAGAGCUGCCACUGUGAAAAUGGAGCUCUGUGUAACCCACGGAAUGGACGUUGCACUUGUCUAAAUGGAUGGAUGGGACCUAGUUGUCAUGAAGGUCAUUUUUGA
This is a messenger RNA of Chanos chanos (milkfish), 4683 nucleotides long. RefSeq names its product multiple EGF-like-domains 6a (gene megf6a). Gene Ontology annotation, molecular function: scavenger receptor activity; protein binding; calcium ion binding. Gene Ontology annotation, biological process: heterophilic cell-cell adhesion. The record is from RefSeq and is a predicted model, not a curated record. NCBI's taxonomy places the organism in Eukaryota, Metazoa, Chordata, Actinopteri, Gonorynchiformes, Chanidae. The transcript is spliced from 36 exons. Bases 1 to 4683 code for a protein of 1560 amino acids.